CGCCGGAGCUGGUGAAAAGCGCUUAGAAGCCGGCGGAGUGUGGGUACCUCUUGCGUUCCCGGGGACCGUCGUCCGUGAUACAGCAGUGCGGCCAUGGCAGAACCACAGCCCGCGUCCGGUGGCCUCACCGACGAGGCUGCCCUCAGCUGUUGCUCCGACCCGGACCCCAGCACCAAGGAUUUUCUCUUGCAGCAGACUAUGCUGCGAAUUAAGGAUCCUAAGAAGUCACUGGAUUUUUAUACGAGAAUUCUUGGAAUGACACUACUCCAGAAACUUGAUUUCCCCACUAUGAAAUUUUCACUCUACUUCUUGGCUUAUGAGGAUAAAAAUGACAUCCCAAAAGAUAAAGAUGAAAAAGUAGCAUGGGUAUUCUCCAGAAAAGCUACACUUGAACUGACACACAAUUGGGGCACGGAAGAUGAUGAGACCCAGAGUUACCACAGUGGCAAUUCAGACCCUCGAGGAUUUGGUCACAUUGGAAUUGCUGUUCCCGACGUUCACGGUGCUUGUAAAAGAUUUGAAGAGCUGGGAGUCAGAUUUGUGAAGAAGCCUAAUGACGGUAAAAUGAAAGGCCUGGCAUUUAUUCAAGAUCCUGAUGGUUACUGGAUUGAAAUUUUGAAUCCCAACACAAUGAUAACUAUUAUUUAGUUCUGUGAGAAUGCGGAUUUGAAAUUUCAGUGGAGACAUUGUAGAAGGUAAAACAGGAAAUCAUGUGAUUCAGGAUAUUCAGACAACAGAAGCGUCCAGGACUGAUGGAGCCUUGUCCCAACUCAGAUUAUUCUCAGAUCUAUCUCCCUUUCCUUUUUCAGCUGUUUCCCCUAACUGUUCAGUCAUCCUAGUUUUAAUGUAGUGCCUUGUCUUAUGUCCUUGAAUAUAGUUGUAUAACUUUACUUUUUUAGGCAAUAAUUAGAACAGUUCCCUUCAGAGGCUGCAUUUGCCUUCCAUCUCCUGAAGAGAUACAAGUCUACAAGUCUGCCUUUGAACCAUCAUUUAAAAUAAAAAAAACACUGAACAUGUUUUUGUUAUGGUUACCUUCUGGGGUUUCAGUUCCUCAGAAGUAACUUUUGACAAUGAGAAGUUAAAAACCCUGAACAAAAAUGAGGCUUCACGUAUAUUUCAAACAGUAUAAAGUUUAUUUUACAAAAGAGAAGUGACUCUCGGGAGAAAUUCAGAAUCAUGCUGACACGGAUGCAGAUAGAAAUAUUAAUUUCUUCUUUAGAGAGUACUCUGAAAGUUCAAGGACUAGCCUCUGUGGGGAUGGGGAGGAUGGGAAUAUUAUAUACUGGUUAUGCAGACACAAACUAGACUGUCACGUACUUUAUCUCACUUAAUCCUCCACAGUGUCCUGUGAGAUAGAAAGGAGGCUAACAUGCAAAUUUAAUGAAUCCAAGGCAAUAUAAAUAGGCUCAAGUGCUCAAGAUCUCAUCACCAUCAUCAUCACUUUUAGUAUUUCGCUGUACCUCACAUCUCCUUCAUUAGUCUUCUUUGUAAAAACCUUUGGUGAGUUUGAGCAUUGCCCUCUCAGCUUUGGAGCCUUGAGUACCAUGGUGAGGAAGAAGCAGGGGAGGAAGUCAGGAGCACACGGCUGCUCUGGGAAUGCCCGGCCGUCCCUGUGCAGGUGGUGCUUGUGUUACUUGUGAAGAGCCCUACCCCAAGGUCUUCCGCAUGCCAGUAAUCAUGUAGGAUACAGUACGUUCAGUGAUAACAUAACUUAGUUAUCGGAAAUCAGCUCAGUGGUCUUCCUUGCCAUGACUGAUGGGUUUUUAAAACCAAACUGAUGUUGAAAAUUUCUUAUGGCACAGAUAAUAAGAACAUCCAGUUUGUGGCUUAACUGCAUUUGGAUUUUGUGCGUGUGUGCAGACACUGUUGGAAGACCUUAGGAUAGGCCAUGCCAACUGUGCUUACGCUGUUAGAAGCAUUUUAUAUCUCCUUUUUGGAUGGAAUGGGUUUAUGUGAGCUAUUUGAACAAGUGGCAAUACUCACAGACUGAAAUAAAACAAAAAUUUAGAUAAGACUAUGCUUAAUUUGUAAACUUCUAUCUUCUACAUUCUUUCUUUAAAAAAAAAAGAAAAGAAAAACUGCCCUUGAGAAGUACUACAAGGAUUUGAAGGGGCUUGCAGACUCAUCGAGAACUGGGAAUAGUUUGUAAUUCUCUACAUCCAGCAAAGCACACAGUUUCUAUGAAUAAUGAAGAGUGAGGAAGAUGAGAAGAGGAAAGGAGAUAAGGGUGAAGGAUUUUGAUAGAAAAAGUGCAGAGGAGAAGAAAGGCGAAAUGUCAAAAGUGAGUUGUGGUUAAGCAAUGCUAGUACAUUUUGGGUUAAUGGGUUAUUAGAUUCAUAAAUAAGCCUCUAGUGGGAGGGUUAUUAGAUUCAUAAAUUUAAUCAUUUAAACCUUACUCCCACAGAAAGAAGCCUUCUCUGCCUGCUAAGUAAAACUUGCCAAAAAGAUAGCCCUUGCUUAUUCUCGAAGUUCAUCCUUAGAUAUGUUGAAAAAAUAUGUGUUGUAUCACCAGGCUUUGCUAGGGAUUAGGAAAACUCACUUCUAAAUUAAUUUACCUGAGCAGUGGUAUCAUGAAAGGAUGAAUUAGAGCACAAGAAAUGUUCUUGCUUUCCAUGAUUGGACAGCAAGACUGUAUAGCUCACUGUCAAUGUGAAAUAAAUCAGUCUCUCAGGAACCCUACACAGCUAAGCCUGGGACUCAGUUAUAACACAGAUGGUCUGAAUAGGAGCUGAUGGCUGAGAGAAAAUCACUUAGAGCUUCCCCAUGUAGCAUUCUCACCAGGAUUGUGUACAGUGUAUGUAACUAUUCCUUAGCAACACAACUGCUUAUGAAGAGGUCUGUAUCAGUAGACAUGCAUACUGCUGACAAUAAGAAAAGACCCAACUCUGUUGGAUGUAACAAACACUUCAGAGGUUCUGGAAUGGGUUGAGGGAGGGUUCAGAAAUAACAAGUUAUUGUGGUUUUCUCCUAUCUUUCCCAAACUGUCAUUCUCAGCAAUUUGGGGAGGGGGUGUGUGAAUAAUACUUGUGAUCAAAAAACCCCUUCUAUGAUUCCAGGUGUCAUUGUAUAAGUAAUGUUCAGUGAAAGAAAAUAACCUUUU
Capra hircus (goat) is the source of this 3100-nucleotide messenger RNA. RefSeq names its product glyoxalase I (gene GLO1). Bases 94 to 648 code for a protein of 184 amino acids. Gene Ontology annotation, molecular function: lactoylglutathione lyase activity; metal ion binding. The record is from RefSeq and is a predicted model, not a curated record. The transcript has 6 exons. Lineage: Eukaryota; Metazoa; Chordata; Mammalia; Artiodactyla; Bovidae.